CUGAGGCUGGAGCAGCGCAGCCGGGGCUGACAUUCACAUUGAGAGAGGGGCCGGAGCGCACGGACCCCGGACGGUCUGCCGAUAUCUUAAAUAUCCCCCCCCCUCACCUCACUGUAGACUAGUUUCUACAGCUUCUUCAUCCCGAGAGCGUGAGAGAGAAAGAGUCCCGUAAAUUCUGCAGAAACUCGGAUAAAUUCGUUGUUUGCUGCGUUUUGACGAGAGGUCGCUCACUUCGUGCGCAACAACUCCUCCGGAGCUCCGUUUGGAUUAUUCAGCGGACGUUGUUGUUUUGGUUUGGUUUUUUUUCGGGGACAAAACACAUCUUCACUCGUCCCACACACCCACACACACACACACACACACACACACACACACACACACACACACACACUCCGUCUCAAAGUUUGGACUGCUGUCAAAGCGAACUUCUCCGCGUAUUUUAGGUAUGCCUGUGGUCAUCAGCGUGUCUCCGGACAGGUAACCAGGUGUGUUGCUGCUGUCAUGGCCUUGCCAACCCUGCUGCGGCUGUUUCCUGUCACUGUGCUCACAGUCCUGGUGGCACUGGUGUCAUCUUCAGAGGACCAUGAGUGGCACUUCAACCCAGCUCAGUGUCGUUACGCCCUGGGGAUGGAGGAUGGCACCAUCCCAGACUCUGACAUCACAGCCUCCAGCUCCUGGUCUGACUCUACAGAGGCCAAACAUGGAAGGUUGAGCACUGGAGAGGGGGAUGGAGCGUGGUGUCCUGCAGGAGCUGUAUUCCCCAGUGGAUCAGAAUAUCUUCAGGUAGACCUGCACAAACUCCACUUCCUGGCUCUGGUCGGUACCCAGGGUCGUCAUGCCGAUGGGCAUGGCCAGGAGUUUGCUCGCAGUUAUCGGCUCCGCUAUUCCCGGGACGGAGUGAAAUGGAUCACCUGGAAGGACCGCUGGGGCCAGGAAGUGGUGUCAGGGAAUGAGAACACCUAUGACGUUGUGCUGAAAGACCUGGGCCCUCCCAUUGUGGCCCGCAUGGUGCGCUUCUACCCCCUGGCUGACCGGGUGAUGAGCGUCUGCCUUCGCGUGGAGCUCUACGGUUGUUUAUGGAACGAUGGGUUGAAGGCCUACACAGCUCCAGUUGGCAACGUCAUGCAGCUGCCUGGCAUGCCCGUCUAUCUGAACGACUCCACCUACGAUGGCAGCACAGAGCAAGGGAUGCAGUUUGGAGGCCUGGGUCAGCUGUGCGACGGCGUCCUGGGAGGAGACGACUUCAUCCAAACAAAGGAGCUAAGGGUGUGGCCCGGGUACGACUACCUCGGCUGGAGCCGGGAAGCCCUUGGGCAAGGCAGCGUGGAUAUCGAGUUCCACUUUGAGAAGCCGCGCGUCUUCCACAACAUGCAGGUGCACAGUAACAACCGCCACACCCAGGGAGUGCGAGUAUUCAACAAGGUGGAGUGUCUCUUCAAGCCCGGCAUCCUCCAGCCCUGGUCCUCCCCUCUCACUCUGCCCGUGCCCCUCGAGGAUCUAAAAGACCCCUCCUCCCGGCCCAUCUCCCUCCCACUGGGCGGCCGGCCGGCGCAGAUCCUCCGCUGCAAAUUCUACUUCGCUGACCGCUGGCUGCUCAUCAGCGAGAUAUCUUUCCUCUCUGAGCCGUAUGAGGAGGAUGUCACAGACAGUGAUUCAUUGGGUCCUAAUCGUCCCGGGAUUCCUGACACCAAUACCACUCUUCCCCCCGUUUACGACAUCUCCUCCUCUCCCACUUCGAACCGCAGCUCCUCCAACACCACCCCCAGCCCUUCUGAACCCCCCAUCACCACCACCUCCUUCAUGACGGACACCACUGGUAACUGGACGCUGUCAGAUCCAGAAUUUAACGCGAACACUCCGAGGGCGGGGCUUCCCGUAGCCAAAGAUGAUAGCAGUAAUACAGCUAUUCUGAUUGGCUGCCUGGUGGGCAUCAUCCUGCUGCUGCUGGCCGUGAUAGCUGUCAUCCUGUGGAGGCAGUACUGGAAAAAGAUUCUGGGCAAGGCCCAGGGUAGUCUGUCCAGUGAUGAGCUGCGGGUUCACCUGUCAGUCCCCUCGGACAACGUGGUCAUCAACAACACACACAGCUACUCCAGCCGCUACCAGCGCAUCCACACCUUCCCCGAUGACCGCGACCAUGACAGAGAGGGAGAGGGAGAGUACCAGGAGCCCAGUGCUCUGCUACGGCCACGGGAUCACAGAGACAGCACAGCCUUGCUGUUAAACAACCCAGCCUAUCACCUGCUCCUGUCAGAUCACAGAAAAGGCUCGAGACCCCGAGUCGUCCCCAGCACCGCUCAGGCUCAGGAAAAGAGCCUCAAUGUGCCCCAGGCCUGUGGUUUGGACAUGGACAUGGAGAAGGGUUUCCCCCCGACUCAGGAGGAGCCUCCUCCCUACCCCGGCUCCCCUCCUUACCCUUCCCUGUCUCCCCCCGUGUCCCCCCCGCUGCCUCCCAGUGUCCCUCAUUACGCUGAGGCAGACAUCGUGAGCCUGCAGGGUGUCAGCGGGAACAACACCUACGCCGUGCCCGCCCUGGCCCCCUCCAGCCCAGGGGCCGAUGCCGGCCCGCUGCCGGAGCUGCCGCGCCAAUGCCUCAUCUUCAAGGAAAAACUGGGAGAGGGACAGUUCGGAGAGGUGCACCUGUGUGAAAUCGAGAGCCCUCAGGACCUGCCCAACUUGGAGUUCCCCUUCAAUGUGAGAAAAGGUCGCCCUCUCCUGGUGGCAGUGAAGAUACUGCGCCCGGACGCCUCCAAGAACGCCAGGAAUGAUUUCCUGAAAGAGGUGAAGAUCCUGUCUCGCCUGAAGGAUCCGAACAUCAUCCGUCUGCUAGGAGUGUGUGUGAGCAGCGAUCCCCUCUGUAUGGUCACUGAGUACAUGGAAUGUGGAGAUUUGAACCAGUAUCUGUCCCACCGAGUGCUUCUGGACAAGACAGGGCCGUCACACAAUACCCCGACCAUCAGUUACCCGGCCCUCAUCUCCAUGGCGAGCCAGAUCGCGUCAGGGAUGAAGUUUCUCUCCUCCCUCAACUUCGUGCACCGGGAUCUAGCCACCAGAAACUGUCUGGUCGGGGGUGAGAGGGGCGAGAGCGAAGACGAUCGGGGCGGCGAGCGUCACAUCAAGAUAGCCGACUUUGGCAUGAGCCGGAACUUGUAUGCUGGAGAUUACUACAGGAUCCAGGGCAGAGCUGUGCUGCCCAUCCGCUGGAUGGCCUGGGAGUGCAUCCUCAUGGGUAAGUUCACCACAGCCAGUGAUGUGUGGGCAUUCGGGGUCACUCUGUGGGAGAUGCUGAGCGUUUGUCAAGAGCAACCAUACUCCAACCUCACAGACGAGCAGGUCAUCGACAACGCCGGGGAGUUCUUCAGAGACCAGGGCAGACAGGUGUAUCUGAGCAAACCAGCUGUGUGUCCUCAGGGCCUCUAUGAGCUCAUGUUGAGUUGCUGGAACAGAGACUGCAAGCUCCGCCCGUCCUUCGCCUACAUCCACUCCUUUCUUACCGAGGACGCCAUGAACAUGGUGUAGAGAGAGAGCGAGAGAGUCGAAGAAACACAACGAGGAGAAAGGCAACGAGGCUAAUGGGGGGAAACGGCUACGUUUAUGCAUCCUUGCUACAGUGGGAAGGUGUGGUGGAGGUGCUGCACAGCAGAGGCAGAUGAGAAGGGAGAGUGGGUUACUCGCUUUUUGUAUUUGUACUUUAUUUGGGUGGACGGGGCUGAGACACCGCUGGUUCGGUUUACUUUCACAUCAGACCCCGAUGCCAGAGGCUAACCUAUCCCCAGCUUUAGACGAGGUUAACAGUUGGAGCUGCAUUUUACAGUGGAUGGUGGUGGGUGCAGUCUGCAUAGGAACUUUUUCUCUUCUCAGAUACUUGAUUGAGUGCUGUAGAGUUAAUGACACGGGAGGCUGCAGAGAUUAAAUGACAGAAAAUACACAAUAACCAUAGUAAGCUAGGAAAUGAACAAUUCUUAGGUUUCUUGACUUUCGUUUCUUCAGUGUCUCAAAUACUAUGUCCGGGUUAACAGGUGAAGGUGCUCACGCUCAGACAUGAAAGUGCACACAGGGAUUGUCUUAGUAUUUAUAGUAUGUAUGACCUACUGUACACAUUUCAAAGGUCCCAUAUAAUGCUCAUUUUCUCACAUUUGUCUGGCGCUGUCCAGUGCUGCAGCGCUUCUAUUCACCCUCUGUCUGAGCACUCCAUAUUAGUACCUGUCUCUUUAAUGCCCCUCCCCCGGAAAAGCCUAGUCUGAUGUGAUUAGUCAGCUAUUACAGGCCUGAGCAGGAACCGCCCACCGUGUCUCAGCAUCAGCUCUGUUGGCAUUUUGCCAUGACAUCAGUGCUGAGGGGCGUUGACUGUAUUGUUAUGACAGCACAACAUUAUGGAAGUCCUGGCGGCUCAUUAGAGACUGUUUAUGAGUACAGGCUGGUUAAUUUCUCCAUGUAUUUAGCAUUUUAAUACUUUUACAGUAUUUAGAUAGCACCUAGACCUGCUUUAAAAAAGACAUGGUAAUCUCCUUUUCUACAAUAUGGGACCUUUUAAUAAAUCUACUUCAAUUGGAGUAUUACAAGCUUUAGCACCUUUUGCCCAUCUGGAGCAAAAAUGAUGAUCCUCUAAAUGUUUAUGAGGAUUCAACUUUCAGGCUAGAAGAUGACCGUUAAGAGAAUCUUGCUGUGUUUACUGACCCUUCGUUAAUCCACAAUCUCAACCCCAAUAUCUUAGUGCCCCACAUCCACAGCUGUAACUCAAAGUUAUUGUGGACUUGUGAAAUGAUGUGGACCAGACAAAAGCUCUCAACCACCAACCUCCCAUUGUUGUCAAAAGGCCCCAAGCAGUUUAUGGACCCCAUCUGUGAGACACACGCAUAGAGGAACUGCAUCCCUGGUGCCAGAUGGACUUCUCAAACCUGAGGAAACAGGCCUAGAAGGGGAGGGUCUGCUGCUGCCGAUGAAACUGGAACGGCUUCUCCGAGCAGAGAGACAAUACUGCCAGCCGGGGCGGCGGACGGCUCGUCUUUAGAUGCGCCUGCUCAGGUGUUUCGGCGAUUGUUUUGUAUCUGGCUGCGAUCCAGACAAAGAGGAUAAAUGUAGAAUUCCACAACCAGCUGCACUUUAAAUCCCACAUGCAUAUCCCAGGCCACCAUGAAACUCUUCUCCGUGAGGCGCCUGAUAUGAUUCCUGUCGAUGUGGACUCAGUUGCAUAUUAGUUGCAGUGAUUUCAGAGAUUUGCCAAGGGAGAUCGAAAAAUUCGGGACAGUCUGUCUGCCUUAUAAAAUCCUCUCCCACAGGGCAUUGUCACACUAUCGGAUGUAAAAUAUUAUUUUAAAAAAAUGGAAUGGCACCAUCAGUUCAUCUCAUUUAAUAUGUAUGACAACCUUUUUCCUUUGUUCUGAAACUAUCAGUGUCUUGAGAACAAUCUGUCGUUCCCCCGCCCCCGAAUGCAUUACUGUAUUUUCAGGACACACGGUCAUGGCAUUGUCCAAACAGGGAAUGCUUGGAGUCUUGAUUUUAGUGUGAAUGUCAACAUCGACCUCUGCAUCAUCCCAAGUUAGUACAUUAAGCUGACCAUAGUAAAAUCAAGGCAUCUACCAUACUGAUUGUAUAGCACUGUAAAUCAGUCCUGGGGUGAUCAAGAUUAUUAAGUAAUACAUGUUUACUGUGCCAUUUGAGUAAUUUUUGAUACACUGUAGUUCAGCUAAACCCAUAUUUUUAUAUAUACUGUAUGUACUUAGACACUCCUUGGUGUCUCAUUUUGUCCUAUUGUGUCUUUGAAGUUGAGCAUAAUAGUAUGUACAUAUUCUAGGGACAGAAUUGUAAUUUCCUUUACUAAUAUAUGGAAAACUCUUUGUUACAUUUGGGGUCUUCUAUAUCUCUGUAGAAUGCUUGCUACCUUGAUGCCAUUGUAAUUCAUUGUUGUCUAUUUUUGUAGAUGUUUUAAUAAAGUUAACCUUUUCAAAUAAAUCGAGAUGUGAUCUGGG
Messenger RNA from Acanthopagrus latus (yellowfin seabream), 5966 nucleotides. It is a transcript of the gene ddr1, whose product is annotated as discoidin domain receptor tyrosine kinase 1. Gene Ontology annotation, molecular function: ATP binding; collagen binding; protein tyrosine kinase collagen receptor activity. Gene Ontology annotation, biological process: cell surface receptor protein tyrosine kinase signaling pathway; positive regulation of kinase activity; multicellular organism development. The coding region runs from base 502 to 3516 and encodes 1004 amino acids. The transcript is spliced from 20 exons. The record is from RefSeq and is a predicted model, not a curated record. NCBI's taxonomy places the organism in Eukaryota, Metazoa, Chordata, Actinopteri, Spariformes, Sparidae. Gene Ontology annotation, cellular component: signaling receptor complex; membrane.